Molecule: messenger RNA, 627 nt
Organism: Theileria equi strain WA
Lineage: Eukaryota; Apicomplexa; Aconoidasida; Piroplasmida; Theileriidae
Exons: 2
Coding region: 63-557 (164 amino acids)
Molecular function (GO): actin binding
Source: RefSeq, a predicted model, not a curated record
UUAAAUUAUUCUACAAAACUUUAUACAUUUGCACUCGACUCGGAGAUUAAAUUCGCAGGAAAAUGGCUGAUUGGGUACCAAUUCUUAAGCAACUCGCCUUGGAGAAUAACGCUUGCUACGGUGCUGGCAUUGCAAACGGUGAGGACUGUGAGCUCUUUGUUGCCGCCGAUUUGGACCAUGAGGGAUUGAAUUGGGACAGUGUUUACAAGGAUCCCUACGAGUUUGUCUGCAACGACGAGGCUGGUAAUCCGAUAACUCACAACAUUGACGAAAAGUUUACCAUUCAAGAGGUUUUUGAGAAAAAGUUUUCCACCAACGGCAUCUUUUUGGGCGGUGAAAAGUAUACUUUUGCCUCUCAUGAUGCUUCAGUCGAGGUUGGACAGCACUCCUUUGAGUGCAUUUGCGCUGCAAAGAACAAGGGAGGCUGCCACUUGAUCAAGACUCCCGGAGGUUACAUCGUAAUUGUCGUUUACGAUGAAGGUAGAGGACAGGACAAGAUCAGCUCCAGAAUGGCUGCUUUUGCUCUCGCCGAGUACUUGGCAAACAAUGGCAUGUAAAGGUUUCCACUACAUCACUGUACAAUAGAUGCCCGGCAGCCUCUAGCGCCGAUUAACUUAUGCUCUAGAC